ACAAGCGCAUCGACAUACGGUGCACCGAGAAUUAAGAAACUGAGGAUGCACAGAGCCCAUGCUGGUUCAAACACAACAAUUGCGACAAGCCAAAAUAGUUUCACUUUCAGAGCCACAAUGGAGCCAGUUUCAGCGCUCCUCGUCGCGCGGAAGGGAGGGCGUGCGGCUCACCGAUUGGGGUAAAGUCAUUUUGAACGAUUUAUAUCGCAACCUACGUGCUUCACGAGAGUCCAUUCUGUUCCAAUCGCCAGCAGAAAGGCGUGGCUGCCCAAAAUCUUCGACGAAUAGUGAAAAAAUGGGAGGGCACGAGUGAGCUGCGUGAUGUCCUCUCCGAAGGUAGGCUGCAGCGUGUGUUUAUUGAUGAGAUGAAAGAAGAUGGAAGUGAGAAAUGAAACAAAGUAAGGAACAAUAUUAAUAAACUCAGUCCUUGCCUGGGGAAAACCGGGGAAGCUGUGAAGCGCUGUAGCCACUGGAGAAGAAAGAGCCUUAAAGCAGCAGGGCGACUUUGAAGAUUCUGCAUGAGGUUAGAUUGUGGCCAGACCGAAAUGAAAUGAGUGGCUAACGACUGACCUCUUCCACUGCACCACCACCACCAGCAACCUGUAGCAUCUAUCCAGUGCCUCUUCACCAGCCUGAUACACAAACACACCCACAUACACAGAACACCAUCAGACUGUGACAUCAGGUGCAAGGGGAUGACCGAACGCAUUCACCACAUUAAUCUCCACAACUUUAGCAAUUCUGUACUUGAGACCCUCAAUGAGCAGCGAAACCGCGGGCACUUCUGUGACGUGACGGUUCGGAUCCACGGUAGCAUGCUGCGAGCUCACCGCUGUGUGCUGGCUGCAGGCAGCCCCUUCUUUCAGGACAAGCUGCUCCUGGGCUACAGUGACAUCGAGAUCCCCUCUGUGGUUUCUGUGCAGUCCGUCCAGAAACUGAUUGACUUCAUGUACAGCGGCGUGCUGCGGGUCUCCCAGUCCGAGGCGCUACAGAUCCUCACAGCUGCCAGCAUACUACAGAUCAAGACCGUUAUCGACGAGUGCACCCGCAUUGUUUCGCAGAAUGUUGGCUUCGCUGGAUCUGGCAGCUUUUCCGUCGUCCCAGGCGACUCGGGGCAGGAGACGCCUCGGGGAACUCCUGAGUCUGGCACCUCCGGUCCUAGUAGUGAUGCCGAAUCAGGCUACAUGCAAACAUCUCACCAGAGCCUUGACCGUGUUUACUCCUCGCUGUAUUCCAGCUGCUCUGGGUUGGGCCUGCAAAACGGGACCCGUGGAAAUCGCUCCCACUAUGCCAGCGCCGUGGUGACAGCCGGCUACGACUCACCCCUUCCAUUACAGCAGAAGGAGGGAGGGCAGGACCCUGCCUGGAUCACACGCAUCCACGAGCGCUCGCAACAGAUGGAGCGCUUCCUAGUCACGACAGAGACUACACACUGCCGUAAACAGCCUCGUCCCGUGAGGCUCCACACGGGUGAUAUUCACAUCAAGCAGGAGCAAGGGGACGAGUACACCUGCUACGGGCUGGAGGACUGCCGUGACGACAGCGAACAGCUGGAGUGCGAGCCCAAAGGCGAGAGCUUCGACUCCGGCGUCAGCUCUUCCAUCGGCACGGAAACGGAUUCUGCCGAGCAGCCUUUCUUGUCUGGGUUCGCGCGAGACAACUGUCCAAACAAAGGCCAGCAAGGUGAGCGGGGAACCCCUGUGCAGAUCGAGGUCAACGAUUCAUCCCCCGAGCAGACCCAAGAGUCGGUUGAAGACGGGAAUAGAAAUGGUCCUUCUCAAGAGUGUGGCGAGCUUGGAAUCUAUCAGCCGCCACAAGCACCCCAGUCGAUGCCUGCUGGGCAAUACCUGCGGCCAGGUGAGCCACUUACCAGCAACCUGCGUAUGCCCCUCACCCUAACCAGCAACACCCAGGUAAUGGGAACCGCAGGCAACACGUACUUGCCUACACUCUUUGCAACCCAGUCAGCCAGCGACAACAAGCCUUUCCUCUUCAGCCUGCCCCAGUCCAUUGGAAGUCAGCAGCCCCAAUUUGUGGCAGUGCCCUCUCCGUUCCCCAGCGGACUGACCGUGCCACCGGCUGGAAAUCAACAGCAAGGUAAUGCUGCCGUGGGACAGCAUGGGGAGAAGAAGCCCUACGCAUGCACUCUUUGUUCAAAGACCUUCACUGCCAAACAAAACUUCGUGAAACACAUGUUUGUGCACACAGGUGAAAAGCCACACCAGUGCAGUAUCUGCUGGCGUUCGUUCUCGCUGAAGGAUUAUCUCAUCAAACACAUGGUUACACACACAGGCAUCCGAGCGUACCAGUGCAGCAUCUGCAACAAACGCUUCACCCAGAAGAGCUCGCUCAACGUCCACAUGCGCCUGCACCGUGGAGAGAAGUCCUACGAGUGCUACGUCUGCAAGAAGAAGUUCUCCCACAAGACCCUGCUGGAGCGCCACAUGGCCCUGCACAACACCGGGGUCUCCGGGGUCAGUGCUGCAGGGAGCACCGGAGGCCCCGUGUCCAUCCCGGUUCCGAUGGCUGUUCCCGAGCCGGGAGCAGGAGUGGUGGCUCUUGCCAUGCUGGCGGGAGCAGGCGGAGCCGGGGGCGGAGUCGGGGUUGGGGGCGGAGCUGGGGGCGGAGUCGGAAGCACCGGAGUGAGCGUCGCUGCGGAAGCAAGCUGCCAGGAGGGGACCACCUACAUGUGCUCCGUGUGCCCUGUCAAGUUUGACCAAAUCGAGCACUUCAAUGACCACAUGCGCAAGCAUGUCUCCGACGGAUAAGUACAAAUUAAAAAAACAUGAAAGAGAAUUAAAUGAUACAGAAAACGGCACUAGAUUUUUUUUUUUCUUAUAUUGGGGCAUGACACUGGCACAUUAAGUUUUCUAGAAAAAAAAAGAAGCGUUUAAUUUCUUUUCUUUCUUUUUUUCUUUUGUCCUUGCUAUUCUUAAAGAAUAAAAAAGAUGGUGGCCUUAAGGCUGUGUAGUUGGAUGAUGAUCCACUGGCUGGAUCCAUACUACUGGCCUCUAAAUGUAUGCUUUCCUUAAAUACUGAUUUAUGUGUUGAACACUACCGAAAGGCCUGCGAAAGAACACACAAGAAAAGAAAAAAUUAACAUGCGCGCACACAUACACACGAACACAAAUACACACGCAUGCACUCACACGCACAAACUACUUGUACACACUUAUAUAUGGUGGAGGUAUUUUGUACGUAUGUGUAUUUGUGCAUGUGAGCGUGCGCGUGUGCACAAAAAUUAAUAUUGCAGUGAAUUUUUUUUAUACUUGUAGAUCUUUUCCCAUGUAGACCGUAUUGGACAUUAUAAGCGUCCAAGCUUACUGUGGUAUAGAUUAAAAAAAAA
Molecule: messenger RNA, 3346 nt
Organism: Sinocyclocheilus anshuiensis
Lineage: Eukaryota; Metazoa; Chordata; Actinopteri; Cypriniformes; Cyprinidae
Product: zinc finger and BTB domain-containing protein 20-like
Exons: 4
Coding region: 696-2768 (690 amino acids)
Biological process (GO): regulation of transcription by RNA polymerase II
Molecular function (GO): DNA-binding transcription factor activity, RNA polymerase II-specific; RNA polymerase II cis-regulatory region sequence-specific DNA binding; protein binding
Source: RefSeq, a predicted model, not a curated record